AUGUCGUUAAUUUACAGAAGGAGUAUCGCAGUUUUGGACAAAUUUGUCCCGCCAAAAUUACAACCGUUGUGGAAUCACGAAGCAGGGCCAAAAACUAUAUUUUUUUGGGCACCAAUUGUCAAAUGGGGUUUAGUCGUUGCUGGAAUUGGAGAUUUAUCUCGUCCAGUUGAAACUUUAAGCGUUUCACAAUCAGGAUCAUUGGCAGCAACUGGAGUCAUAUGGGCUAGAUAUUCAUUAGUUAUCAUUCCGAAAAAUUGGAGUUUAUUUAGCGUCAAUAUGUUUGUAGCUGGAACUAAUUUAUUUCAAUUUUUUAGAGCCGUCAAAUAUCAGAGAUCGCUCAAAGAAAGUAAUUAA
This is a messenger RNA of Pediculus humanus corporis (human body louse), 354 nucleotides long. RefSeq names its product Brain protein, putative. Lineage: Eukaryota; Metazoa; Arthropoda; Insecta; Psocodea; Pediculidae. The transcript has 4 exons. The coding region runs from base 1 to 354 and encodes 117 amino acids. The record is from RefSeq and is a predicted model, not a curated record. Gene Ontology annotation, molecular function: pyruvate transmembrane transporter activity. Gene Ontology annotation, biological process: pyruvate import into mitochondria. Gene Ontology annotation, cellular component: mitochondrial inner membrane.